Rotaria sp. Silwood2 is the source of this 393-nucleotide messenger RNA. NCBI's taxonomy places the organism in Eukaryota, Metazoa, Rotifera, Eurotatoria, Philodinida, Philodinidae. The record is from the annotation of a GenBank genome assembly.
AUGAAUACACAAACAACAAUACUUCAAUAUUUUAGUAAAAGUACAAAAGAAAUCGUUGCUCCACCUUCAAAAAAAACUAACGUACAAUCAAGAGAGGAUGAAAAUUGUUCAAUUAUUUCAGACUUACCAUUUCAUGCUCAACCGAAUAUUAAUGAUAAAACUCUAUCAGUACCACCAACUAAUUCACUAUCAUCAUCACACGUACAAACAUCAACUAUAUCCUCAACUUGCUCGUCAUCUUCCACGGAAUUAACAUCAAAUUAUGUCCGUAAUCGUUUUAUGCUUCGACCUUUUUCACGAAUUGCACGGGUAUCAAACCAAAUCUCUAGGCCAAUUCAAGGACUUAAGCAGCAACAAAUAUCUCAUGAAAACUCACAGAACAAUUCCUUAUAA